Molecule: messenger RNA, 876 nt
Organism: Zasmidium cellare ATCC 36951
Lineage: Eukaryota; Fungi; Ascomycota; Dothideomycetes; Mycosphaerellales; Mycosphaerellaceae
Exons: 1
Coding region: 1-876 (291 amino acids)
Molecular function (GO): oxidoreductase activity
Source: RefSeq, a predicted model, not a curated record
AUGUAUCCCUUUGAGGAUACAAAAAUCCAACUCUCCAUUCGCCAGGCUGGCUUCAGGCGGCAAACAUUCAACACUCAACCAGCCAAAGUCCACGACACCAGAGGCCACGAAGACGACUUCACUCUGGAUACACACGGCUUUCAGAUCAUCAAAGACUCCUCUCCCUUCCCAGCCAGCACCUUCGACUCAGAUGACUUCAUCAACACAACCUACGCCGACCACAUCACCGACCUUCUCAAGGACUCUCUCGGCUGCAGCAGAGUCUACAUUCUCGCGACCAAAGUCCGCGAAGUCACUUGGAAGGACGCCAUCACCGCCGACAACGACCUCCCGGAUACCGACAUGUCAGCCGCUCAAAAUGGCCAUAUCCAAUUCCCCCACGUCGACUACUCGUAUGACGGCGCGCCUCUCUUCGUCAAGCGCCUCGCCAGCCAGCCCUUACCGCCAGACGCCCUUAUCUCCAAGACGCUCCCCGAUGAGGAGACCAUGGGCAUAAUCCAAAAACACCGCUGGGCCAUGAUCAACUACUGGCAGCCCAUCCGAAACCCCGUCACGCGCGACGCUCUGGCCGUGUGCGAUGCGCGAACCGUCCCGGAAGACGACCUCUUCGAGGAUCCGCCCGAGGUGAUUGAGAAAGUGAAAUUUUUCGGAACGUGGUAUAUGAAAGCUCCGAAGAACGACGAGCAUAAAUGGUAUUAUUAUAGUGACAUGCGUACGGACGAGGCGUUACUUAUCAAGUGCUUCGAUUCUAAGCUUGAUGGGCGUGCUAGGAGGGCUCCUCAUACUGCCUUCACUGGUAGCAAGGAUCAUGGCCCUGUCCGGUCCAGUGUAGAAAUAAGGACAUUGGUCUGCUGGGAAGAUGAGGAUGUGGAAUGA